Messenger RNA from Owenia fusiformis, 3008 nucleotides. The record is from the annotation of a GenBank genome assembly. Lineage: Eukaryota; Metazoa; Annelida; Polychaeta; Sabellida; Oweniidae.
CAGCGUAGAGAUUUUUGCCUCGUCGUGACAAAUUCUGUCUAGAAAUACUGUCUGUUUAAAAUGCAAAUUAACGCUUAAUGAAACAUACAACCUAAGUUACUUAUGGUUGAACCUUCGUGGAUGUAUGAGGAUUUCAUAUUGGAGAUCUAAUUGAUAAUGGGAGCCGAGGUGAGUGCUCUCACUGAUUGUGAUCUGGAAGAACCGAUAAAUUUGCCCAGCCAGAAAAAUUGGACAAUUCACCCAGCGAGGAAGAAGGAUGGAACACGUGUAACCGUGUUCAGAAGCUGUACUGAUGUUGGUGAUGAUCUUCUAGAAACUGCAGCAAAGAAUCUCAAAGUAUUAAGGCAUCCACUGAUAUUAAAGUUCUUUGCAAUAUGCAAAUCAGGGGAGGACCGGUGUCUGGUAACAGAAGAUGUGUACCCUUUGGAAACUGUCCUAGAGUCACUGACAUCUGUGGAAAUAUGUGCUGGCAUGUACAGCAUCAUUGAAGCUAUAGCCUUCUUGCAUGAUUGUGGACACAUGUGCCACAACAACAUUGCUCUGUCAUCAAUCUAUGUCAGUCAAGAUGGUACAUGGAGACUAGGGGGUACGGAAUUUCUUUGUCGCUUCGAAGAUGCUUCACAAACCUUUCUUCAACAAUCCAGAUCAAUGCGAGAUGAGAAGACAAUAGCUCCAGAGGAAAAGAGUGAAAAAUAUAUGACAGACCCUGCAACUGGACAUGCUCGGGAUGUCUUUGCAUUUGGUGUUUUGGUAGAGGCCCUGUUGGAAUGCAUUGGAGAUAUGGGAGAGCUGGCUCAGGGCUUUGAAAGGACAAUUCAGGAUUACUGCCUCAACCCAGACCCAACCUUAAGACCAAAGAUCUCAACACUACUCUCAGACAGACUCUUCAGCAAUGAAUUUGUGGAAAUAACAAAUUUCUUACGGAACAUAACUUUGAAGAGCUUGGCAGAAAAAGAAGCAUUUUUCAAAUCUAUUCUAAAGAAUCUGUUAUUACUCCCUGAGAGUCUGAUUGCAACCCGACUUGUGCGCCCUCUGUUGAGUAGAUUUGUUGUGUUGGAUGCAACUGCUAAUGAACACUUGUUACCCCACCUAUUGACUCCAAGACAAGAAAACCGAGAAUCUGUUUCUGCUGACCUAACACCACUCCUGUCAGAGAGCCUGUAUCAGGCACAUAUCAUUCCAGAAAUUUACAAAAUAUUCCAUGUACGGGAUUCCCACGUGCGACUAGUUCUUCUUAGGCACUUCCACAACUACUUUCAUCUGUUUGAUGAUGAUACUUUAGCAGGAGUUAUACAGAAACAGCUCUUGCUUGGGCUUCGGGAUACAAAUGAUGAGAUUGUAGCAGCAAGUCUCAGGGCCCUGGCAGACAUAGUACCAAUUCUUGGUGGGGAGCAUGUCAUAGGAGGAACAAGAUUGAAAGUUUUUGCUGAGGGAAAACCAAAGUUUACAACGGACAGAUUGGUGGGACUUGGGAAGAACUUGAGCAGUGUUCUAAAUGCACCUAUACCUGAUAGUAUUAGACAUAAAGUAGAUAACCAUAUAGUGAAGAGCCCUAAAGUAAUUGAUGAGGGAAAAAUGAUAGAAAAACAGAAGAAAAAAGAAGAUAUGGCAAGAAGGAGGAAAGAACAGCGUAGAAAAAGAGAGGAAGCAAGGAAAAAGAAAGAAGCUGACAUUAUAUCUGAUGACACUCUUCAACCAAAUGGAAAUGUGACACAUUUGGAGGCACCAAUACCCAACAAUGUUGCUAAUGACACUCAAGAAACAAUUGGAAAUAAUCAACAUAGUGAAUCAUUUGAAUAUGAGAAUGAUAGUGAUGUUGAAAAUGAAAUAGAAGAGGAGCUCAAGCAGUUGGAUUCAUCAUCAAAUUCCCAGAAUUCUUCUAGAUCUUCCAAGUCAUUUAUUGGUCAAAAAGAGCGUACAUCGCCACCUAUAACAGUUGAUUGGUCAAAUGCAAGGAGUAGAACAUCACCAUCAGAAUCCUCUCAUAAAGAUGUUAAUACAAAACCACACCAAGGUGCUCUUAAACUAUCUCAAAAGGACACUUUAGCAAAGGAAAAUGUUAAAAGUACUGAGAGUGCAGAUUUUGAUGAUGAAAUCAUUGAUAGUGGAGAUGAUGAAGAUGAAUGGGUUGAUUGGGACCAAAAUAUGCCCGAAUCUGAAGUCCCACAAAGUGAACAAAAAUUCGAUGGUCUUGAAAUUCAAAAUAACUGGGGAAAUGAACAUGGUGUCUGGGGUCACUCGAGUUGGGAGAAUGAUGUUCAUUAUGAACCUUCAACUGAUAUUAAAAUGGAAAAUGCAGUACCAGAUAUGAAGUCAUAUUCUAAUCUUAAUAGUGCAAUGACAUCACAAUACAAAACCAAAUCGGAAAAUUUGAAAAAAACAAAUCAAGGUAAAAAUAUCUCAGAACGAGCUCUUGGAGAGGAGUUCGAUGUUUUAGCCAUAGAAAUAAAGCCAAUGGCGAAGACUGAGAGUGAGGAAAUAGAUUUUUUCUCUGAUAUGGCACCAACUGUCAAACCAACGCUUAAAAUAAACACUAGUCCUGGAAACAAGAAUAAAACCGAUUUCUCCUUUGCAGCUACAGAUAUGAGUGAGGAGGCUAUAGGUUGGGAGGAUGAUGGUGGUUGGGGAGAUGCAGACUUCGACAAAAUCUGAUGACACUCAUAUUAAGGGAAAAUCAUUCAAAUCGACAAUAAAAGUCUAUAUGUAGAUGGGACACAAUUGUCUAUAUCACUGUCAAAGCAAACAAUUUGUACAACAAGUGGAACAUUUCUUCAGCCAUGCAUAAAAAUCUUCAAAAAAUGAAUUAUUCUUUUUUAUUUUGAAAUAUGGAAACCUUCACACUCUUCAUCAAUUUAGAUCUCGGAAUAAUCCAAACUUAGGAGUACACAGUUAAUUCAUUGCAUUGACAUUCUCCAACAGUCUUGUAGUGCAACAUUUAUGUCAUGUUUUGUAAGAAAAAUAGCAAGAGUAGAACCAUGCAUGAUGAAAUCGUUUUACACAUUAUAUUG